UCCCGCGUUUCGGACGACGCCAAACGAAAGCGCUCGCCGCCGUCUUCGCCCAUACUUACGCCCUGCUCGCUCUCUCCCUCCGUCGACACAUCAACCGCCUCCAAUUCGCCGCACAAGAAACGUAACAAAUGGGCGCGUCUGUUGCUCCGAGAGCUCUACGAUUUGGGCUUCAACGACGCCGCCGCCGCCUUGGAGCGUGAGGCCUGCGUGCAGCUUCGGUCUAGCGCCAUGAAGAAGCUGCAGAGCCUCGUAUCCAGUAACAAAUGGAACGAUGCGUUGCAGCUCGUGACGAAAGCAGGGGGCGAGCACGAGCAGCUACGGAUGAAGUCGACAAUGGCAGCUCGUGAGGCAGCACUAUUACUACUACAGCGGAAAUUCAUUGAUUUUCUACUUCUAAAGCAGCUACCAGAGGCCCUACACACGUUCCAAGAGGAAAUUCUACCGCUUUGUGAGCCCAACGAAACAGAAGUGAAGCAACUGGCCGAGCUUUUGCUCUGUAGAGACGCCGCCGAGAUGAAACAACGAGCUUCGAGGCUCUGGCAGGACGAAGAGCUACAAUUGAAGCUCGAAGAGCUCGUCAGUCCAGAGGAAAUUGUGCCAGAGGGGGCACUUCGCGACGUGGAAAUGCAAGUGCCGCAGCCCAUGAUGAGUGGGCGAGUUGCCGGGUCCUCUCUGGAGGUCCUAUCGAGUCAUAAGAACGACGUAUGGGAGCUGGCCUUCUCUCCGGAUGGCGAAAUGCUGGCGUCGGCGUCCAGUGACGGGUCUGUGGUGCUCUGGGAGAUAAAACUGAAGGAGAAAGCGGUGGGAUUCUGCCAGACAAUGGAGCUGAAGGCAGCAGCUCUCCAUGUGCUGCAGAGCCUCGAGGGUCCCGCAGAUUGUCUCGCGUGGUCCCCAGACAGUCGAUUCUUGCUGUCGAGUGGGAGUCGCUCUAGCACAAUUCAGCUCUGGGACCGGAUGAGCGGACUGUGCGAAAAGCGCUUCGAGCAUCCAGGAGGCGUCGUCACAAAAAUGCAAUGGCUGCCGUGUGGGGACCAAUUCGUGAGCGGUAGUGCCGACAAAUCUCUCGUUCUAUGGAAUGCUGGCGAGAGCUCCGUAGCUUAUCAGUGGAGUGGACGGAGAGUACUGGACGUCAUUGUGCACCCUCACGACAGCAAAGUGUUCGUGCUCAUUUCAGGCUACGAAAUUCGCGUUUACGAUGUCGCUCACAAGUCGGAUGAGCUGUUUAUCGAAUCGGAAAACCUCAUGUCGUGUCUGACUGUAUCUCCGUCUGGGAAGUUCCUGUUGGUGAACUUUGUCAAGCAAGAGCAACUCGCGUGUAUCGACGUUGGAACGGGCUCUGUUGUAGCCAAAUAUCAUGGAGUUCGUGAGCAACGAUACGUGCUUCGUCCGUGUUUCAUGGGGGCCCAUAGUGAGCUUGUUGCCUCUGGAAGUGAAGGUACACUACAUUCAGAGCGCACAGCUCAAGUACUUACUCAUCCAACGUAUGUGCGCAUUGUAUGCAGACGGCAAGGUGUACUUGUGGCAACGAGAUAG
Messenger RNA from Phytophthora infestans T30-4, 1533 nucleotides. RefSeq lists its product as uncharacterized. The coding region runs from base 229 to 1533 and encodes 434 amino acids. The transcript has 5 exons. Lineage: Eukaryota; Oomycota; Peronosporomycetes; Peronosporales; Peronosporaceae. The record is from RefSeq and is a predicted model, not a curated record. Gene Ontology annotation, molecular function: protein binding.